AUGGUGUUACCUGAAGGAAACGAGAGCGGCACACCUACCUUUAUUCUCUUGGGUUUCUCAGAAUACUCAGAAAUCCAGGUUCUCCUCUUUCUGCUUUUCUUGGCCAUCUACACGGUCACGGUGGUGGGCAAUUUGGGCAUGAUAAUAAUUAUCAAGAUCAAUCCCAAACUCCACACCAUCAUGUACUUUUUCCUUAGUCACUUGUCCUUUGUAGACUUCUGUUAUUCCACCGUAGUCACACCUAAACUGUUGGAGAACUUGGUCGUGGAAGACAGGACUAUCUCUUUCUCUGGUUGCAUAUUGCAAUUUUGUUUUGCUUGCAUUUUUGGAGUGACAGAAACUUUCAUGUUAGCGGCGAUGGCUUAUGACCGUUUUGUGGCAGUCUGCAGCCCCUUGCUCUACACGACUGCCAUGUCUCAGAAGCUCUGUGCUCUUCUGGUGUCUGGGUCGUACACAUGGGGCAUCGUGUGUUCCCUGACACUCACGUAUUUUCUGCUUAAACUGUCCUAUUGCGAAUCUAGCAUCAUAGAUAAUUUUAUCUGUGACCACUCUGUAAUUGUCUCUGUGUCCUGCUCAGACCCCUAUCUCAGUCAGAUGCUGUGUUUUGCUGUUGCUGUAUUCAAUGAGACGAGUAGCCUCAUGGUAAUUCUUGCAUCCUAUGUGCUCAUUUUCACCGCUGUUAUGAAGAUGCCUUCUGCAAGUGGGCGUUCAAAAACCUUCUCCACCUGUGCUUCACACCUUGCUGCCAUCACCAUCUUCCACGGAACCAUUCUUUUCCUUUACUGUGUUCCUAAUCUUAAAACAUCUAGGCUCAUAGUAAAAGUGGCUUCUGUUUUUUACACAAUUAUGAUUCCGAUGCUGAACCCACUGAUCUAUAGCCUUAGGAACAAAGAUGUGAAGGACAUGUUUGGAAAAUUAGUUCUCACUAAAUUGCUUUGUCACUAA
This is a messenger RNA of Nycticebus coucang (slow loris), 945 nucleotides long. RefSeq names its product olfactory receptor 5D13-like. Gene Ontology annotation, cellular component: membrane. The record is from RefSeq and is a predicted model, not a curated record. Gene Ontology annotation, biological process: G protein-coupled receptor signaling pathway; sensory perception of smell. NCBI's taxonomy places the organism in Eukaryota, Metazoa, Chordata, Mammalia, Primates, Lorisidae. The coding region runs from base 1 to 945 and encodes 314 amino acids. Gene Ontology annotation, molecular function: G protein-coupled receptor activity; olfactory receptor activity; odorant binding. The transcript has a single exon.